GGUGCAAAGAUCCUUUCCGGCACGGAUGUGGCCAAGGAAAUACGUGAGCGGUUGAAGAAGGAUGUGGCGGAAAUACGGCGCCAGAUACCAACCCUCGUACCCGGGCUGGCGAUCGUGCAGGUCGGUGGGCGCGAAGACUCGAACGUGUACAUCCGGAUGAAGAUCAAGGCGGCGGAAGAGAUCGGUAUGUACGCCGAGCAUGUGCAGCUACCGCGUUCUACCACGCAGGACGAGCUGUUGGCAACGGUAAGUCGACUCAACGAGGACCCCUGCUUCCAUGGCAUCAUCGUGCAGAUGCCGCUUGAUUCGGAAACACCGAUCGAUGCACAUCUCGUCACCGAUGCAGUUUCGCCGGAAAAGGACGUCGAUGGACUGAACACCAUCAACGAGGGACGUGUCGCAACGGGCGAUAUGUCCGGAUUUUUGCCCUGUACGCCCAACGGUUGCAUGGAGCUGAUCAAACGGACCGGCACACCGAUCGCGGGCUCGUACGCGGUUGUGAUCGGACGCAGCAAGAUCGUCGGGACGCCGAUGGCGGAGUUGCUGAAGUGGGCCGAUGCCACCGUAACCGUGUGCCAUUCGAAGACGAAGAACUUGAAUUUGCUGAUCAAGAAGGCGGACAUACUGGUGGUGGCCGUCGGCCGUCCGGAGAUGGUGCGGGGCGCUUGGAUUAAGCCCGGUGCCGUUGUAAUCGAUUGCGGCAUCAACUCUAUCCCGGAUCCGACGAAGAAGAGCGGUCAGCGGUUGGUCGGUGACGUGAAGUACGAGGAAGCGCUUCCCGUUGCGUCGCACGUCACACCGGUCCCGGGAGGCGUUGGACCGAUGACAGUAGCGAUGCUGAUGCAGAACACCGUUCAGUCUGCCCAGAGAGUUGCCCGGAGAUUGAUCGAGAUGGAGUUCCGCUGGUGCCUGAAACCGUUGCCGCUGAAGCUUACCGAACCGGUUCCGAGUGACAUCGAGAUUGCGCGUGCACAGGAACCAAAGGAUGUGUCCGUGCUGGCACAGGAGAUUGGUUUGAUACCGUCGGAGGUGUCGCUGUACGGUACGAAGAAGGCUAAAGUGUCGCUGAAGGUGCUGGAGCGUUUGCAGUACGAGGACGACGGGAAAUAUGUGGUGGUGGCCGGCAUAACGCCUACUCCGCUGGGCGAAGGCAAGAGCACCACCUUGGUCGGUUUGGUACAGGCUCUGACUGCGUACAAGCGCUGCAACUCCAUCGCUUGUCUGCGUCAACCGUCGCAGGGACCGACGUUCGGUAUCAAGGGUGGUGCGGCUGGUGGUGGGUACUCGCAGGUCAUCCCCAUGGAGGAUUUCAAUCUCCAUCUGACCGGUGACAUUCAUGCGGUCACGGCGGCGAACAAUCUACUCGCCGCACAGCUGGAUGCGCGCAUCUUCCACGAGGCAACCCAAACCGAUCAGGCACUGUACGAGCGGUUGGUACCGGCCAUCAAGGGUUCGCGCAAGUUUGCUCCGAUUCAGCAGCGCCGCUUGAAGCGGCUUGGCAUCGAGAAGACGGAUCCGUACGCGCUCACGCCGGACGAGAUCCGACGCUUCGCCCGGCUGAACAUUGAUCCGCACAACGUGGUGUGGACGCGCGUGCUGGACGUGAAUGAUCGGUAUCUGCGCAAGAUCACGAUCGGGCUGUCGCCGACGGAGAAGAACCUGACGCGUGAUACUAGCUUUGCCAUUUCUGUGUCGAGUGAAAUUAUGGCCAUUUUGGCGCUGGCCACCGGGUUGGAAGAUAUGAAGCAGCGUCUGGCGAAGAUGGUGGUUGCGUUUGACAAGACCGGUGCCCCGGUUACCGCGGAUGAUCUCGGCGUUACUGGGUCGAUGAUGGUGCUACUGAAGGAUGCCAUCGAACCGACGUUAAUGCAGACGCUCGAGGGUACGCCGGUACUGGUGCAUGCCGGUCCGUUCGCCAACAUUGCCCACGGUUGUUCAUCGAUCGUGGCCGACGACAUUGGGAUGAAGCUGGCGGGUAAGCGCGGUUACGUUGUGACGGAGGCCGGUUUCGGGUCGGACAUUGGUAUGGAGAAGUUCUUCAACAUCAAGUGUCGGGCAUCGGGCAAGGUACCGAAUGCGGUUGUGCUGGUAACGACGGUGCGUGCGCUGAAGAUGCACGGCGGUGGCCCAAUCGUGACGGCCGGCGCACCGUUGCGACGCGAGUACAUGAGCGAGAACCUGGAUCUGCUGGAGAAGGGACUACCGAAUCUGCUGAAGCACAUCGAAAACGGACUGAAGUACGGUGUGCCAGUGGUGGUCGCGAUCAAUGCACACGGUACCGAUACAGCGGCCGAACAUGAGCUCGUACGGAAGGCGGCAAAGGCGGCCGGUGCAUUCGAUGCGAUCGUAUCGAACCAUUGGGCAAAGGGUGGUGAGGGUGCGGCCGAACUCGCCCAAGCCGUGAUCGACGCCUGCGAUCGUCCGUCAGAAUUUAAGCUGCUGUACGAGGUGGACAUGUCGAUCGAGGACAAGAUCAUCCGUAUCGCUAAGGAAAUGUACGGUGCCGGUACGAUUGAACUGAACGCCAAGGUCCGGGACGCAAUUCGUCUCUACACGGAAAAGGGUUUCGGCAAACUACCCAUCUGCAUGGCCAAAACGUCCAUGUCACUGACCGGGGAUCCGAGUGUGAAGGGCGCACCGAAGGACUUCAAGCUAGUUAUCAACGACAUCUGCCUAUCUGCCGGCGCCGGUUUCAUUGUGCCAAUGUGUGGCGAAAUAUCGAAAAUGCCGGGUCUUCCGACACGUCCCUCCAUAUUCGAUAUCGACCUCAAUACCGAGACGGGUGAAAUCGAAGGACUAUUUUGA
This is a messenger RNA of Anopheles marshallii, 2805 nucleotides long. RefSeq names its product C-1-tetrahydrofolate synthase, cytoplasmic (gene pug). Gene Ontology annotation, biological process: tetrahydrofolate interconversion. The transcript is spliced from 8 exons. Gene Ontology annotation, molecular function: ATP binding; methenyltetrahydrofolate cyclohydrolase activity; methylenetetrahydrofolate dehydrogenase (NADP+) activity. Lineage: Eukaryota; Metazoa; Arthropoda; Insecta; Diptera; Culicidae. The record is from RefSeq and is a predicted model, not a curated record. The coding region runs from base 157 to 2805 and encodes 882 amino acids. Gene Ontology annotation, cellular component: cytosol.